CUGGACGAAGCGACUUGGGGAGUUCGAGGCGGCGGGGCGGCGGCGGCGGCGGCGGCGACGACCCCCGGCGCGGACCCGACCCGGCCCGGCGCGGAAAGAAGGAAGUCGUGUUCGGGGGCCCCCCUGGGCGGCGGCGGCGGGGCGCGAUGUUGAACAUGUGGAAGGUGCGGGAGCUGGUGGACAAAGCCACCAAUGUGGUUAUGAAUUAUUCAGAGAUUGAGUCUAAGGUUCGAGAAGCAACGAAUGACGAUCCUUGGGGACCUUCUGGGCAACUCAUGGGAGAGAUUGCCAAGGCCACAUUUAUGUAUGAACAAUUUCCAGAACUUAUGAACAUGCUUUGGUCCCGAAUGUUAAAAGACAAUAAAAAGAAUUGGAGAAGAGUUUAUAAGUCACUGCUGCUCCUAGCUUACCUCAUAAGGAACGGAUCAGAGCGUGUUGUUACAAGUGCCAGAGAACACAUUUAUGAUUUGCGAUCCCUGGAAAAUUACCACUUUGUAGAUGAGCAUGGGAAGGAUCAAGGUAUAAACAUUCGCCAGAAGGUGAAAGAAUUGGUUGAAUUUGCCCAAGAUGACGACAGGCUUCGUGAAGAACGAAAGAAAGCUAAGAAGAACAAAGACAAAUACGUGGGGGUUUCCUCGGACAGUGUUGGAGGAUUCAGAUACAGUGAAAGAUACGAUCCCGAACCCAAAUCAAAAUGGGAUGAGGAGUGGGAUAAGAACAAGAGUGCUUUUCCAUUCAGUGAUAAAUUAGGUGAACUGAGUGAUAAAAUUGGAAGCACAAUUGAUGACACCAUCAGCAAGUUCCGGAGGAAAGACAGAGAAGAAUCUCCAGAAAGAUGCAGUGACAGUGAUGAGGAGAAGAAAGCAAGAAGAGGCCGAUCUCCCAAAGGCGAAUUCAAGGAUGAAGAGGAGACGGUGACGACCAAGCACAUCCACAUCACACAGGCCACGGAGACCACCACCACCAGGCACAAGCGCACCGCGCAUCCCUCCAAGACCAUCGACCUUGGAGCCGCAGCACAUUAUACUGGGGACAGAGCAAGUCCAGACCAGAACGCCUCGGCCCACACACCUCAGUCUUCAGCCAAGACUUCAGUGCCUAGCAGCAAAUCGUCUGGUGACCUUGUUGAUCUGUUUGAUGGCACGAGCCAGCCAACAGGAGGAUCAGCUGAUUUAUUUGGAGGAUUUGCUGACUUCAGUUCGGCUGCUGCAUUAGGCAAUCUCCCUUCCCAAGUGACGGCGACCAGUGGGAACGGAGACUUCGGUGACUGGAGUGCCUUCAACCAAGCGCCCUCGGGCCCCGCCGCCCCCAGUGCCGAGCUCUUUGGGGGGGCCGCCCCGCAGCCGGCCGCCGAGCUCGUCAGCAGUUCCCAGCCAGCCCUGGGCCCACCGGCAGCCGCCUCCAAUUCCGCGGACCUCUUCGACCUGAUGGGUUCCUCCCAGGCCACCAUGACGUCUUCCCAGAGCAUGAAUUUCUCCAUGAUGAGCACGAACACCGUCGGGCUGGGCCUGCCCAUGUCGAGAUCACAGCCUUUGCAAAAUAUUAGCACAAUGCUGCAGAAGCCUAAUCCUCUCUAUAAUCAGAAUGCAGAUAUGGUCCAGAAAUCGGUCAGCAAAACCCUGCCCUCGACGUGGUCUGACCCCAGCGUCAACAUCAGCCUAGACAACUUACUACCUGGUAUGCAGCCUUCCAAACCCCAGCAGCCAUCGCUGAAUACAAUGAUUCAGCAGAACAUGCAACAGCCUAUGAAUGUGAUGACCCAAAGCUUUGGCGCCGUGAACCUCAGUUCUCCAUCGAACAUGCUUCCUGUCCGGCCUCAGACUAACCCUCUCAUGGGGUCUCCCAUGCCCAUGGGCAUGCCCGGUGUGAUGACUGGCACCAUGGGCAUGGCCCCGCUCGGAAACAGCACGGUGAUGAACCAGAGCAUGAUGGGCAUGAACGUGAACUUGGGAAUGUCAGCGGCAGGGAUGGGCCUGACGGGCACCAUGGGAAUGGGCGUGCCCAACCUAGCAAUGACCUCGGGGACUCUGCCACCCAAGCAAGACGCCUUUGCGAAUUUUGCCAACUUUAGCAAAUAAGAGACGGAAAAAGGAGCAGAGCGAUGAAGGAUUAUUAGCCGUGCAGAUAGGUGAUGCUGGGGGUGGAAAAUGCUAAUCAACUCCCCUUUCUUGAUUUAUCAAUUAAUUCCAAUAAACCUGCAUAAAGAACCAAAAAAGGCUGUUUUCUAAAAGUGAUAUAUCUGUCAUUUCCGAUGGCCAGACAAGAGCACUUCAGACGAGACAGCUAGAAUCUCUUUCCCAGCGAGACCAGAGCAGAUGGGAUAGCGAGACCAGUGAAAGCCUUUCUAUAUAUCAAAUGCAGAGCCCAUUUUAACAUCAUAAUUUGUGGGAAGACUGGAAUAGGGCUGAAUAAAUGUUUGAAUCUCUAAUUUUAUACUUUUCCUUUUCCUGAGGAACUUGAUUUUUCUGUCCCUGAAUCUCCUUGUCAUAAUUGGGUCUGUUCCUUUUACUAUCACUUGAGUCCAUAUAUGAAAUCAUUAAAGUUGGAUGACCAGUUUUUUAUAAAAAUAUAUAUUUUUGUCCAAAAAAAAAAGGCAUACAUAUGUGAUUAUGGCUAAAUCAAAGGUAACUGGAAUGUAUAUACUUUUGCUAAUGUUCCAGCAACACUGCUAUUAUAAUACUAUCCAAAUUUUUAUUGUAACAAAUCUUUAAGCAAUUGGUGACAAUGCAACAGAACUUUUCACAUCUCUUCUGCUAUAAUUAUCCUCCGCGGAAGUAGGGAAAAAUAUUUUUUUUUCAGGACUGCUUAUGGUUUCCUUUAAACAUAAAAGGAAAAAUUUAAAAAUCCUCCAGUAUUUUCGUUUUUAGCAGUCAUGAUUUGCAAUUUGCAGUGAGUAACUUGGCAAGGGUUCCUUUCGUGUUUAUGCCAGGGGUCACCAUUAACAGUCAGGAACAGUCAAAGAGAAAAAUAUUUAUUUUUAUGCUUUUGGUGUCUUUUCCAGAAACUGAAAAGGUAAAAAUCCACUAAACUCUUAAGUUAAAUAUAAAAGUUAGAACUCCACAAUGGUGGCUUUUAGAUUUUUAUACAGUGUUUGGUUUGGUUUUGAAUGUAUAUAACACAGCAUUAGCAAUAUGGGUACAAUAGAAAGGAGUUACAUAUAUAUUAUUAAAGGAGACCUGUAGCAGUCAAAGAUUUUAUUGAUUUAAUGGCAAAUAAAGGAAGUUAAUUAAAAAAAAUUUUUUUUCCUGCUGUAAUUCUGCAUUAAGCUCACAUGAGAAUCAUGAUUCUAGAGUCUGGAAUGCAAAAAUAAAUUGUUUUCCCCUCAGGUUGGGGAUAUUUUUAAAAAUAAAUACUAUAAUAUAGGUAUCAAAUUAUUACCUUCCCACUUUGUGUUGAAAAUUUUUUUAUUAAAUUGAUAAAAACUUUGUUUGCAUUGUAUUCAUAAUGUUCUGUUAUACAUAACAUUAAAAUGUUCAUUAAAAUCAA
Sorex fumeus (smoky shrew) is the source of this 3486-nucleotide messenger RNA. It is a transcript of the gene CLINT1, whose product is annotated as clathrin interactor 1. The record is from RefSeq and is a predicted model, not a curated record. Gene Ontology annotation, molecular function: phospholipid binding; clathrin binding. Gene Ontology annotation, cellular component: endosome; clathrin vesicle coat; plasma membrane. Gene Ontology annotation, biological process: endocytosis. NCBI's taxonomy places the organism in Eukaryota, Metazoa, Chordata, Mammalia, Eulipotyphla, Soricidae. The transcript has 12 exons. Bases 147 to 2078 code for a protein of 643 amino acids.